GUUGUAUAUUCGUGUUGCAUUGCAUGUACUUCAUACAAGCGUACAGCAGAGAACCAGGCACUCAUAUUCCAAAAUGUUAGUCUACAUUCUUCUAGGCUGUUUUGCUUUUUUGGUGUAUGUCUUUAUCAAAAAAUACACGGAUGGGAAAUCAAAGAUUAUCGCAAAGAUCCCAGGACCUAAAGGAAUACCAAUAUUUGGGAAUGCACUUCAAGUUGACCUGGAACGUAUUCACAAAGAUUUACUAAAAUGGACUGAGGAGUAUGGGCCGAUCUUUAAGUUGAAUUUUGCCGGGGAAUUGAUAGUUGUACUUAACAGCUUUGAUGCCAUCUACGAAGCUCUUGUCACAAAAUCAGCAGAUUUUGCAGGUCGAGCAAAUGAUACCUUCAGAGUUCAAGCACUAGCAGAAGGCGCCGACGUCCUUUUUCAGGACUACACAGACAAAGUUAAAUACAUGAAGAAACUAAUGCUCCAAGGACUCAAGAUGUACGGCGAGGAACGUUCGAAUAUAGUCAAGAUCACCCAAAGUGAAGUCAACUUGUGUAUGGAUAAAUUUGCCGCUAAAAACAACGAGCCGUUCUAUUAUGACGACGCUGUUGAAACGAUGAUUUUGAAAAUCCUUGCAGAAGUAAUAGCUGGAGUUCAGUUUAAGGACGAGCACCCUUACAUCAAACUAAUUGCUGAGAGGCAAGCUAAGGCUGGAAGAGUAAUGUCAGCAGGCAAUGGAGUAGAACUUGACAUGUUUCCAUGGCUACGCUUUUUCGGAAAUCAAAACUAUAAAAUACUGACGGAGGUGUGUAGAACAAGAAACAUUGUUUUGGCGGAUAUGCGGAAAGAAUGUGAGAAAUCCAUUGAAUCCAACCACAGCGUCAUGGGAGUAUUAAUAAAAGCCCAAAGAGACCCCUUGACACCGCACCAAAUAUCAGAUUCUAACAUCAUGAUGGUGUCGGUGAAUCUUAUUGGUGCGGGAUUUACCACGACAAAAGGCACAAUCUCUGGGUUAUUUCUGCUACUAAUGAGACAUCCAGAUAUACAGGCAAAGCUUCAAGAAGAGGUAGACCAAAUUGUCGGUAAAGACCGGAAUCCGAGUGUUGACGAUAAAGAAAACAUGCCGUACCUUCAAGCGACGCUUAUCGAAGUGUUACGUUAUUUGACGCAUGUGCCAAUUUCGGUACCCCAUAAAACUUUGGUAGACACGAGUGUUGCAGGAUAUGAUGUUCCAAAGGGAAUACAGUUUAAGCCAGAACGUUGGUUGGAUGAUGAUGGUAAUCUGGUAUCUCUGGAGGAACGAAAUAAAGCUAUCUCAUUUGGAGCUGGUCGACGUGUUUGUGUCGGGGAACAGUUUGCAAGAACCAGAUUAUUCCUGUUCUGUGCUACAUUGUUGCAGAAAUUUACGAUCAGUCCACCAGAUGGCUCUCAAAGUCCGUCACCUGAUCCACGUGACUUUCCUCUUGGAAUUGUACUCCACCCUGUGCCAUUUCAAAUCAAGGCAAUAGCGAGACAAUAA
Molecule: messenger RNA, 1504 nt
Organism: Owenia fusiformis
Lineage: Eukaryota; Metazoa; Annelida; Polychaeta; Sabellida; Oweniidae
Source: the annotation of a GenBank genome assembly